UGAAUUGCCAAAAAUAAUCUUAUCUUGCUAGACGAAACACGAUAAUGCAGUGCGGAGAAUUUGGCAAAUGCACUUGAUUUUAUUAUGUACUUUAUUAGUGAUGGACUGAAUCUUUUAACCAUAGCAAUGCAUCAUAUUCAAACUUUUUCUGAUAAACUACCCAAGUAACCAUCCAGCACUAACGAUUAGUAAUAAAUCUGUAAUUAACCAGCACGCUAAAGCAAAUCAGUCAUAUAACAGCACAGUGUUAGCUAAUUAGCUCUAAAUCGAUUUGCAUUACCCUCAGCUGAUUUAUUGCUGAUUACCUGCAAAAACUGGAAACACUGCUAGCGAUAUAGAUUUUUGACAAACUGGCAACUUUGUCUCGCUUGUCAAACCGUAAAAAUCCAGCAAAUCGAGCAAAUCUGUCUGUUCAAUUCCAGUAUUUUCACACUUUUUCGACCAUGGAAAACUCUGGUUGCUGGGAAACAUUCGUGAAAAGUACCAACUUUAAACGGAAAGUGCAACAAUAUCUAUCGAAGACGCGUUAUUCCGAAGACAGCCAGGUUCCGGAUUCUCCAGAGGAACACGAAGAAUCGCUUCAGGAAUCUGCAUUUAUUGAGAACGCCGCCGCCGCAGUCGACGAUUUUUUUGUUGAAAACUCCGGCGAAACCAUCGACGACGAUGCUGAGGAGCCAGCGGACGAUGCCGAGGAGCCUGCGGACGAUGCCGAGGAGCCUGCGGACGAUUCCGCCGAUUACAGUCCAGAUGAAUGGUCUGACCAGGAAGAUACUAUCGAGGACACUGAACCUGAGAGUUUGGAGGUUUUUCUACAACGCUGGAGUCUGGAACACAAAAUCACCCACUCUGCCUUGAAGCCCUUACUAGAUCGAUUGAGUUUGGUGGAUCGAACGUUAUCAACAGACCCGCGACGAUUGCUGGGGACUCCCCGAAAGGAACCUGAAUUGAUUCAGAUUGAGGGUGGCCAGUACUGGCACCAUGGAUUGGAGCACAGUCUACGGAUUGCGUUCAACAAACUAUCGAAUCCUCGGAACAUCUCGAUCAACAUCAAUAUUGAUGGCCUUCCCAUCUUCAAGAACGGGACAGACCAACUUUGGCCAAUACUGUUCAACGUCCACGAGGAACCUACCAUGAAGCCCAUGAUAAUUGGUGUUUAUUGCGGUCGUACGAAACCAAAACUGAUCGAACAGUUUUGGAUCAGUUUGUUUCAGAAUGUGAAUUAAUUUUUCAAAAUGGAAUCGAGAUUAACGGACACUUACUUUCUGUUGAAAUUCGAAUGUUUAUUUGUGACUCUCCGGCGAGAUCAUUUAUCAAAGGUUGUGUCAACUUUAACUCCUUCCACGGGUGCAUCAAGUGCACAGCGGUUGGAAAACGCUGCCCGGAACAGAGAACUAAUACCUACCCGCUAGCAUUAGCCCCGAAGAGGACGGACCAGGGCUACCGUAACAAAUGUUACGAUGGUCAUCACCAAGUGUACAAGUACAAAGAAGCUGGCAAGUUAAAGCAAACGUACGUGGAGAGCCCUUUGUUGCGCCUUAACAUCAACAUGAUCGAAGACAUUAUUGUGGGGGAUUCGCUGCACCUGCUUCAUUUGGGAGGAAUGAAGAAAUUGCUUUCAAUGUAUAAAGAUGGCAAUAUGUACCUGCAAAAAUGGACACAAAUUACGCUGCAGGAACUAAAUGAAAUUUUAGCUUACACUAAGUUACCAGUAGAAAUACACAGACAGAUGCGAAGCCUGAACUAUUUAUGCCACUGGAAAGGGACAGAGUUAGCUUCUUUUCUUAACUAUGUUGGAAUUGCUAUUCUUAAACCGUUUCUUAGUACUGAACACUACGAACACUUUUUGAGCUUGUUUUGUGCAAACACAAUAUGCUCGUCAGAUCACUACAAAGCAUUUAUUCCAGUCGCUAAAACUCUCUUUGAAAACUAUGUAAAGAACUACAAGAAGUUUUUCAAAUGUAUAACAAGUAACACACACAACUUGAUUCACGUCGCAGAAGAGGUAGAAAGGUUUGGACCGUUACCAAAAAAUUCGUCUUAUCCAUUUGAAAAUCAUUUAUACCAGUUGAAAAAUAUGGUACGGUCUGGUAGGCUACCCCUUAACCAGAUAAUUAACAGAAUUCACGAGAAAGAGUUACUUGCCCAGAAAACAAAACCUUUAAUAUUUAAGUUCCCGCUAGUUGUAGUUCCAUUCAAACAUGAUUGUACUAAAUUUUCGUGCAUUGUUAUAAGGGAUGGAUUCACCCUAAAAGCUAAUCAUUUUGCUGACAAAUGGUUUCUUACUAACGAUUUUAAGGUUGCAUCAAUCAACUUUGCUACCAACAACCAUUCUGUUUAUGGUUCACAAUUAAAGUAUACU
Culex quinquefasciatus (southern house mosquito) is the source of this 2359-nucleotide messenger RNA. RefSeq lists its product as uncharacterized. NCBI's taxonomy places the organism in Eukaryota, Metazoa, Arthropoda, Insecta, Diptera, Culicidae. The record is from RefSeq and is a predicted model, not a curated record. The transcript has 3 exons. The coding region runs from base 444 to 1223 and encodes 259 amino acids.